CACUCUGAACACGUUGAAAGAUCGCAAAUGUGACAACGUUCUCUCGAGACGAUGUAUCUUGUUCAUGAUUGUAACUAGAAUGCCGUUUUGUAUCGUCACAAUUUCUAUCGGCGAUUCGUAGAUCACAGCCGAAUUUGAGAUUCUUUUAACGAGAAGGCAUCUCAUUAUUUCUCGGAAUAAUGUUGCCUUCCGCAAUGUUAAAUAUUACGAGCAGGAGGAUUUCUACGUCAGUCCCUGUGAAUCAUAUAAUUAAAUUAAGUCGAUUGAGAGUGGUAGAUAAUAGCGAAAUAGGAAAGAAAGCUAUGAUGGAGGGUAAACCACCACGAUGCAUACACGUCUAUAACAAAGUUGGAAUUGGAUAUAUCGGAGAUAGAGUUUUAGUCGCCAUAAGAGGCGAGAAGAAAAAGGGUAUAUUAGUUGGAUUAAAGCAGACUCAGGCAGCUAAAGUUCCUAAAUUCGACAGUAACAACUUGGUGCUCAUCGAUGACAAUGGAACACCCUUAGGUACAAGAAUACAAGUACCCAUUCCACAUAUACUCAGAACGAAAAUGAAGGAGAAAACUCAUAGCAAAGGAGCAGAUUAUACCAAAUUGAUAGCAGUUGCAUCCAGAUUUGUAUAAUGUAUAUUGUUUACCAUUGUAAUGUAUAUGUAUCGCUUGAUUUAAUAAAAAAUGUU
This is a messenger RNA of Formica exsecta, 676 nucleotides long. It is a transcript of the gene mRpL14, whose product is annotated as 39S ribosomal protein L14, mitochondrial. The transcript has 3 exons. The coding region runs from base 180 to 620 and encodes 146 amino acids. Gene Ontology annotation, cellular component: ribosome; mitochondrion. The record is from RefSeq and is a predicted model, not a curated record. Gene Ontology annotation, molecular function: structural constituent of ribosome. Lineage: Eukaryota; Metazoa; Arthropoda; Insecta; Hymenoptera; Formicidae. Gene Ontology annotation, biological process: translation.